AUGUGUGAAACAACAAAUAAACGGCCCUCAGUCUCCGGCAAAUCGAGGGUGCUAAGAAUCCCCGGAGGUGAAACCAAACAACAUUUAAACAUCGCAACAUGGAACGUGCAAAGCCUAUUUGAAGCUGGUAAAUUAGCCAAUACAAUUAAAGAGAUGAAACGUUUAAGCACCAAUGUUCUCGGUGUAAGCGAAACAUGGUGGCCAGAUGUGGGAGAAUUUCAUUCAGAAGAAACAAAAGUUUAUUACUCGGGAAACAAAUCGACAAGACACAGGCAAGGUGUAGGAAUAAUUGUCUCAAAAAAUGUAAUAAAAUCUGUUCAACAAUUCAUCCCUUUCUCAGAUAGGGCGUUGUUACUCAAAAUAAAUGCUAAACCAAUUUCUAUAAAUAUAAUUCAGGUCUACGCUCCUACAGCUGACAGCAGCAAUAGUGAUAUCGAAAGUUUCUACAGUGAGAUUUCGGAAUUAUUAAAACUUACCAAGAGACACGAAAUGAACAUCAUCAUGGGCGAUUUCAAUGCAAAAAUUGGCACCGGAAAAGUAGAAAAUAUUGUUCGUCCAUUUGCUUUAGGAACCAGAAAUGACAGAGGUGAACGUCUUAUACAAUUCUGUCAAGAAGAAGACUACAAAAUCACAAAUACCUGGUUCUCUUUACCGCCUAGAAGGUUGUAUACGUGGAAAUCUCCCCAAGAUACUACAGGAAAUAUAGUGCGAAACCAAAUAGAUUUCAUUUUAAUUAAUAAAAGAUUUAGUACAUCCGUAAAAAGCGUGUCUACUUAUCCAGGAGCUGAUGUUCCGUCAGACCAUAAUCUACUUUUGGCUAAGUUCAAAAUUAAAUUAACCGUAACCAGACCGCAGCAACCGCGGAAAAAACAGCUAGAUCUAGAUAAACUUCAAAAUAGUGAGACAGGAGCACAAACCGCUUUAGAGAUAGCUCGACUUAGAUCUCUCAACGUAGGAAGUACUAACAUUGCACUAUGGAAUCAAACCAAAGAAAUUUUAAACAGCACUUCUAAAAGAAUACUAGGUUACAAGAAUUUCACCCCAAAACAAAAGUGGAUGACAGAAGAAAUAUUUAACUUAAUGGAACAAAGGCGAAAAUAUAGAGGCAAGAAUGAUGCUACAUACAAGCAAAUACAUCGCUGCAUAAGAAGAAAAAUAAGACAAGCGAAAAGCGAAUGGCUCACUCGAGAGUGCGAAGAACUAGAAAGACUUCAACGCACCCAUGAUACUUUUGCAUUACAUAAAAAGAUUAAACAAACUGCUGGCAUCUACCGAUAUAACAUUUCAUGA
Molecule: messenger RNA, 1290 nt
Organism: Condylostylus longicornis
Lineage: Eukaryota; Metazoa; Arthropoda; Insecta; Diptera; Dolichopodidae
Product: craniofacial development protein 2-like
Exons: 1
Coding region: 1-1290 (429 amino acids)
Biological process (GO): chromatin remodeling
Cellular component (GO): nucleus
Molecular function (GO): catalytic activity
Source: RefSeq, a predicted model, not a curated record